GUCACCAUCACACUCUGCAGCAGCAGCUGCUACAAACAGCGGCUCACUGAUCACAUGAUAGCCGAUCGAUGAGGAUCAUCAUCCAACAUGAUCUGAUCACAUGGUCCCAUGAUCACUGUCACAGCAGGAGGAGAGGUAACGAUGCGGCCGCACUGUGGCGCUGUCUGCGGAUCUGCAGCUCUGACAUGAAACUGCUGCUGCUGCUGCUGCGCACACAUGCACACACACACUCCGGUUUCUCUGGUGACUGCAAGAAACAGCGGGCUCUGUGAUCAGAGCUCAGAAUGUCGUCAGUGAUGAUGUCACACUUCAGUGACCUGCCCAUGGACAGCUGGAUGACUCACCUGCCACCUGCUCUGUGGGACACGCCCAUUUAUCACCUGGCCAUUCCAGGAAGUCACAAUGCCAUCACUUACUGUCUGGACAUGAAUGACCGAUCACCUGUCGACCUCACUCAACCUGACCUGCUGCAGAAGCUCGACAAAUACAUGAAGCCCAUCAUUCGUCCCUUUGUUUACAAGUGGGCGGUGACACAGGAUGUGUCCAUAAAGCAGCAGCUGGACUGUGGGGUCAGAUACUGUGACCUGAGAAUCGCUCACAGACCCAACGACAGCUCCACUGACCUGUACUUCUACCAUGGUGUUUACACCACACUCACUGUUCAGAGUGUCCUGACAGACAUCAGACAGUGGUUGGAUCUUCAUCCUAAAGAGCUGCUCAUCCUCUCCUUCAGUCACUUCCUGUGUCUGAGCCCAGAUCUGCACAUGAUGCUGCUGAAGACCAUACGCAACGUGUUCACCUGCAAACUCUGUCCUAAGACGGAAGUGUUAACUCUUCGAAACUUGUGGUCUCUCGGAUACCAAGUGAUCGUCUCCUAUGAACACAACCUGGCCAGUUGCCAUGGUGACCUGUGGCCUCACAUCCCUUACUGGUGGGCAAAUAAAUGCCGAGCUGAGGCUCUGAUCGAGGAGUUCGAGCUCAGGAAGCAACAUGGCCGACCAGGAGGAUUCUUCGUCACAGGGAUUAAUUUGACCGAGGACCUGAAGUACAUCUGCACUCACCCCACAGAGACUCUGAAGGACCUGGUGAUGUCCACCAAUCCCACGCUGCUCUCAUGGGUCAAAGGACAAACCCCCGGCGCCAGAGAGUACUCGCUCAACAUCAUCGCAGGAGACUUUAUCUCAGAGAGCAACUUUGCACCGACGGUCAUCGCACUGAACGAGAAACUACUGAAAAUGUCCCUGUGACUUUUCAACAAGCUUUAAAGGUCCAGUCUGUGAGAUUUAGAGACAGAAAUGUAAUAUUAUAU
Molecule: messenger RNA, 1309 nt
Organism: Solea senegalensis (Senegalese sole)
Lineage: Eukaryota; Metazoa; Chordata; Actinopteri; Pleuronectiformes; Soleidae
Gene: plcxd1.1
Product: phosphatidylinositol-specific phospholipase C, X domain containing 1
Exons: 7
Coding region: 285-1247 (320 amino acids)
Biological process (GO): lipid metabolic process
Molecular function (GO): phosphoric diester hydrolase activity
Source: RefSeq, a predicted model, not a curated record